Molecule: messenger RNA, 984 nt
Organism: Salarias fasciatus (jewelled blenny)
Lineage: Eukaryota; Metazoa; Chordata; Actinopteri; Blenniiformes; Blenniidae
Gene: and4
Product: actinodin4
Exons: 6
Coding region: 1-984 (327 amino acids)
Source: RefSeq, a predicted model, not a curated record
AUGGCGUCUUCGAUAUGCCUGUUGGGAGCGCUCUGCUGCCUCCUCUGUCUCCCAGGUCUGCUGGAGGCCAAGUCUCUGCUGAGCUCCAUCAAGCAGGAAGAGAUGGUCCCUGUGAGUCACCUCAACAUCGACUCCGAGAAAGCCAACGACUUCCUGACUCACUCCAGACCCAAACGCAACGCAGACCCCAAGUGGUACCGGGCAAACCCGGACUUCCAGGCGUACUACAGAUACUACAGCAGCAUCGGACACACCGAGGGGCUCUACGAGAUCGACAAGCUGCGGAUGAUCUACCAGCAGAUGCGCUACCUGGAGCAGGCCUACGGCCCCAACGCCUCUUACUUCCAGAGCAAGCUGGGCGUGCCCAUGAUCAUGUGCGACCCAGUCACAGACAAGAAGUGCAAGCCCGUCCCCCCUCCUCCUCCUCCCCCGAUGAAGGGCGUCCCGAGGGUCACGGAUCCUCCUGCGACCGACCCCCCUCUCCCCGCCGCCCCGUCCAUCGCCCAGGCCGACGUGCUCUUCCUGUGUAACCUCAAAGAUCCGCUCUGCAAGCCCCACAUCGUCUACCUCCCCACCGGAGCGGUUCCCGUGCUCUGUGACCCCCGCUACCACCCCCACUGCGCCCCUCAGAAAGCUGCUCCUGCCCCCGUGGUCAAGGCUCAGCCUCCUCCUCCUCCUCCAGUCAAGUCUGCGCCCCCUCCUCCCCCGGGUCCCCCGGUUCCCAUCCGCGCCUUCAAGGGCAUGGAGUAUGACUGCGACCCCUACUGGGACCCCGACUGCCUGAUCGACCACCCGCCCCGGCCCAUCAAGGGGAAGCCCGAGCCCCCCGUCGCGCCCCUGGAGAAGAAAUUCACCCUCUACCCUUACCCGUACUACUACCACCCCCAGCCCUACGACCCCCGGGACGACCUGUACGACCCCGCCCGCUUCCACUACCCGCAGCCGGCCGAGCCGGCGGACGAGCCGGCGGAGGACGAGCAGUGA